Myripristis murdjan (pinecone soldierfish) is the source of this 1941-nucleotide messenger RNA. RefSeq names its product kelch-like family member 41a (gene klhl41a). The record is from RefSeq and is a predicted model, not a curated record. Gene Ontology annotation, molecular function: protein binding. Lineage: Eukaryota; Metazoa; Chordata; Actinopteri; Holocentriformes; Holocentridae. The transcript is spliced from 6 exons. The coding region runs from base 130 to 1926 and encodes 598 amino acids.
UGCUAUAUUUAGAGGGGCUCGGUUAUAUUGAACUGACUUCAGACCUGGCUGCCUAUAGUUCUCUGUCUUCACCAGUCAGGUCAGUGAGGUGCAAACCGCCUCUCUUUCAUCCCUUUCUUUUCAUUCACCAUGGAUCCCAGAGGCUUGAGGGAGGAUCUGCGCCUGUUUCAGAGCACUCUGCUCCAGGAUGGCCUAAAGGAGCUUCUGAAUGAGAACAAGUUUAUUGACUGUGUUCUCAAGGUUGGAGACAGAAGCUUCCCCUGCCACCGGCUUAUUCUGGCAGCAUGUAGUCCUUACUUUCGAGAGCUUUACUUCUCAGAAGAUGGCAAGGAGCAGCAUAAUAAGGAGGUAGUUCUGGAGAAUUUGGACCCCACUGUUAUGGAGAUGAUAGUGAAUUACAUGUAUUCAGCAGAGAUUGACAUUAAUGAUGACAAUGUGCAGGAUAUUCUUGCUGUUGCAAACCGCUUCCAGAUCCCCUCAGUCUUCACUGUCUGUGUGAAUUAUCUUCAGAAGAGGCUGUCACAGAAAAACUGCCUUGCCAUCUUCAGACUGGGACUGAUGCUGGACUGCCCCAGACUGGCAGCUGCUGCUCGAGAUUACAUUGCAGAUCGGUUCGAAACCUUGAUCAAGGAUGCAGAUUUGUUGGAGCUUGCUCCUCAUGAGUUCUUUGCGAUUAUUGGCGCAGACGUCUUGAAUGUAGAGAAAGAGGAAGUAGUGUUUGAGUGCGUCAUGAAGUGGAUCAGGAAGGAUAAAGAGAACCGCAUGAAAAGCUUGAAUGAGGCCUUUGACUGCAUCCGCUUCCGUUUGCUCCCAGAGAAGUAUUUCAAGGAAAAGGUGGAGAAGGACGACAUUAUCAAGUCUGAUCCCGAGGUUCUCAAAAAAAUCAAGGUCAUCAAGGAUGCCUUUGCAGGGAAACUCCCUGAGAGGAAAAAAGCACCUGAUGGCGAGGAAGGAGAGGAGAGCAAGUUGUCUGGCUUUCUGAAUGAUAACCGCAGAUUCGGAAUGUAUGUGAAAGACAUGCUGCUGAUGAUCAAUGACAAUGCAGCAGUGGCCUACGAUGGUGUGGAGAAUGAAUGCUUCCUUGCUGCAAUGGCUGAGCAAAUCCCACGUAACCAUGUCAGCCUGGUAUCAAAGAAGAAUAAUCUCUACGUCUUGGGAGGAUUGUUCGUAGACGAAGAUGACAAAGAAACUCCACUACAGUGUUACUUCUAUCAGUUGGACACCCUUGGAAGUGAAUGGAGAGCUCUGCCACCCAUGCCCUCCCCCAGGUGUCUGUUUGCCAUGGGGGAAUUUGAAAAUCUCAUGUUUGCAGUAGCAGGAAAAGAUUUGCAGUCCAACGAGUCUCAUGACUCUGUUAUGUGCUAUGACACUGAGAAAAUGAAGUGGACUGAAACAAAAAAGUUGCCUCUGAAAAUCCAUGGCCACUGUGUUGUCUCUGAGAAUGGCCUGGUGUAUUGUAUUGGAGGAAAAACGGAUGACAAUAAAGCCACCAAUAAGAUGUUUGCGUACAACCACAAGAAGUCAGAGUGGAAGGAGGUGGCUUCUAUGAAGACACCCAGAUCCAUGUUUGGGGCUGUGAUCCACAAGGGAAAGAUUAUUGUGGCUGGGGGAGUCAAUGAAGAUGGCCUCACAGCUGCAUGUGAAGCGUAUGACUUUGGAACCAACAAGUGGUCACCCUUCACAGAGUUUCCCCAGGAGAGGAGUUCAGUCAACCUGGUCAGCUGUGGAGGGCUGCUGUUUGCUAUAGGCGGCUUCGCCAUGGUGGAGAUGGAGAACAAAGAGUGUGCACCCAGUGAAAUCAUAGACAUUUGGCAGUAUGAAGACGAUAAGAAACAGUGGACUGGGAUGAUCAAAGAGAUGCGCUAUGCAGCUGGGGCCUCUUGUGUGUCCAUGCGCGUGAAUGCAGCCAGAAUGCCCAAACUGUAAACACAGUUUGGGGAC